Messenger RNA from Thamnophis elegans (Western terrestrial garter snake), 944 nucleotides. RefSeq names its product small nuclear ribonucleoprotein U11/U12 subunit 48 (gene SNRNP48). Gene Ontology annotation, cellular component: cytosol; U12-type spliceosomal complex; nucleoplasm. Bases 39 to 944 code for a protein of 301 amino acids. The record is from RefSeq and is a predicted model, not a curated record. The transcript is spliced from 8 exons. Lineage: Eukaryota; Metazoa; Chordata; Lepidosauria; Squamata; Natricidae.
AUCGGGGCGAAAUUGAAGCGGGAGUGCCCUGUUCCAAAAUGGCUGCCGAGACAGACGGCCCGGGGGAGAAGCGCCUUCCUCCGCUUUCGCUCUGGUUUGGGAUCCCGAGUGAGAAAGUGACUUGUCCUUAUGAUACUAAUCAUCAAAUGCCUAAAUCUUCCUUGGAGAAACAUAUGAGAUCCUGUAGAUUGAGAAAACUAGAAUAUUCUAAAGAGGAAGAGGCUGAAAUGUAUGAUUCUACUUUUUUCUAUGACAAAGGCAAAAUUCCUAAAGUUCAAAUGGAUAAAGAUUUACAGUUUGACAUUAUUAAGAAAGCCAUGGCCAAAGAGUGUGGAAAUUGUUGCCCAGGCACUUAUUCAUCACAGCCUGCAGAAGUUCCACAAAACCACAAGCGUUACAUCUGUGAUCUGACCCAAGCUGACCGACUUGCAAUUUACGAUUACGUCCUUGCAGAGACAAAGAACCAGAGGUCAAGAUCUCAGGCGACAGAAAAUGACAGUGAUCUGUUUGUAGAUUUGGCAGCAAAAGUCAACCAAGAUGAUGGCCAGAAAGGUCCAAAAUCUCAUCUUGAAAUUCUUGCGGAGAUGCGGGAUUAUAAAAGACGGCGGCAAUCGUACAGAGCUAAGAAUGUUCAUAUAACAAAAAAAUCCUACACAGAGGUAAUCAGAGAUGUGAUUGGUGUACACAUGGAAGAACUUACCACUCAUUGGCAGGAGGAGAACAGAAAUAUCGGGGUUCAUGAAGAUGAAAAAUCCACUUUUUCAGCAAAGUCUUCAGGAAGUAAGGAAGAGCGAAGAUCUGCAUCAGCUGAUUCAAGACAGUCUUGUGGAAGUUCAAAAGAUAUUGAUUAUUCUCGACAUCGGAGGAAUUCAAGCAGAAGUCCAGGCAGACGGAAAAGAAGUCGAGAAAGAGAGAGAGAUUCCCGAAGGAAAAAAGAUAGGUAA